GGGGCCCUCUUGCGCCUCCCAAUACUGGACUUGCUGUUGUGCAAAGUCUGGCAGACAACAAGCACAGGGCAGCAUUUAGGUUCUUAGCAAAGGCUUCUGUAGUUGAUGUUAACAAGGCCGCACGGAUAGUUAAGAAAAUAAAGCGGUUUGGAACUCCUUGUAAGAUAUCCCAAAAAACUGUUUUUAUAAAGGGUAUGUUCAAAUCAGACCUCGAAAUUGCUAAUUUCAAGGAUGCAAAACUUCGGACUGCAAGUGGAGUUUCUGGGAAGAUUAAUGAGCCUGCAGGGGAAGGUCUUGCUCAUGGACUAGAAGGGAUUGCUAAAUGCACAUUUCAGCGCAAAAUUCGCAAGCAUGAUACAGUUUGCAUGCAUGUGUGUAGAAAGGUUAAGGUUCCUCGCUUCUUCGACCCAAUAAUGAGAGGUCCAGAACCACCUGACCGUAUUUGGGAAGGCCCGGUGGAUACUCUUAGUGUAAAUCAUCUCGCUGCGGUUGCUGACAGGGAUUCAUAUCGCAAGACUUAUAUUGAUCGGUCAGAACCCAGGGACCGCGAAAUACGGUCGAUGUUUAAAAGUGUGGUUCUUGCAAAACGGCGUGCGAUUACCAAGAAGGAUAAACUAGCAGUCGAGCGCCAAAAUGAAGAGUUGAAAUCUGCAGCUCGUGCAAGGUUGAGUGAGCUGAAAUCAAAGGGGGUCCUUCCUCGUAGGCGGCAGACGCUCGAACAAGUGCGUGGUGUGUGCUUUAUUGAGAGUGAAUGGAAUCAGAGCGAAGCUGAGAAACAGUCGGCAUUCAUCUGGAAUGGGGUCAUUCCUCGGAGGCAUAAGCCUCGAUCAGUACUGGUGUGCAGAGACAAUGGAAGCGGGAGGAAAUUGAGCAGCCGCCGUUGAUCGGGAAUACGUGUUAAAGAAAUUCAUGAGAUUCGAAGAGUCUUUAAAAGAGAAAGAGAGGAUGGCAAAUGAAAUCAGGAUGGCUAGCUCUAGCCCGAUAAGCUGAUGUCGCUCAUCAAGACCACUAUUAACAUCUGAUUCAGGAGAUUAAACUUGUGUAUAAUCGCAAAUUGAUCUUCAGUCGCCAGUCAACUUGUGGUGUUGGAUUGAGUCCCCACUGGAGCGUUCAAGUCCAUUGAUGGGUGUUCCUAUUAUAUCAGCAAGAACCUAAUGCAUCCUUGUCUACUAGAUUAGGCCAUAGUCUCAUUGUUGUAGUGCACAUUUUUUGUCAUUUGCUUCAGUAUUGAUGGGACUGUCUAUAGCUUAAUGGCAGUGUUUAAUCUCCCUUGUUUUGCUUUGGGUUUUUCUCUCAUUUGCUUCUAUAUCUAAGAAGUACUCUUUCACCCAAAUCGAUGCCUAUCACUA
Messenger RNA from Papaver somniferum (opium poppy), 1349 nucleotides. RefSeq lists its product as uncharacterized. Lineage: Eukaryota; Viridiplantae; Streptophyta; Magnoliopsida; Ranunculales; Papaveraceae. Gene Ontology annotation, molecular function: U3 snoRNA binding; GTPase activity; GTP binding. Gene Ontology annotation, biological process: ribosome biogenesis; maturation of SSU-rRNA from tricistronic rRNA transcript (SSU-rRNA, 5.8S rRNA, LSU-rRNA); endonucleolytic cleavage of tricistronic rRNA transcript (SSU-rRNA, 5.8S rRNA, LSU-rRNA). The transcript is spliced from 6 exons. The record is from RefSeq and is a predicted model, not a curated record. Bases 195 to 884 code for a protein of 229 amino acids. Gene Ontology annotation, cellular component: 90S preribosome.